Molecule: messenger RNA, 2508 nt
Organism: Seriola dumerili (greater amberjack)
Lineage: Eukaryota; Metazoa; Chordata; Actinopteri; Carangiformes; Carangidae
Gene: gabrd
Product: gamma-aminobutyric acid type A receptor delta subunit
Exons: 9
Coding region: 356-1744 (462 amino acids)
Biological process (GO): regulation of membrane potential; signal transduction; chemical synaptic transmission
Cellular component (GO): synapse; GABA-A receptor complex; neuron projection
Molecular function (GO): neurotransmitter receptor activity; extracellular ligand-gated monoatomic ion channel activity; GABA-A receptor activity
Source: RefSeq, a predicted model, not a curated record
UGGAUCGGUGCGCUGUAGCGGUCGGACCGGGAGUUUUUUUUUUCCCCCUCCUUUUUCCUUAUAGGUGCGCUCUCUCCUCAUGUGCGCUCCUCCUGGACGCGGAGGAAUCGGGGAACAGCUGAUCAUGGGGUCAUCAUCAUCAUCAUCACCACCACCAUCAUCAUCAUCAUCAUCAUCCUCAGCAUCUUCAGCAGUGUCAGCGCUUCUCUUUACUUUCUUCUCCGCGGCGCCGGAUCACGAGAAGAAGAGCGCGCUAAAAUAAAACUCUGUGGCUUCUGUCGUCGAUUGUUCCAAACCCGGGAAACUUUUCUUCUUUUUUUGUUAUAAAACUGUUAUUUAUCAUAAAGCCAGUGGAAUGGAGGUCCCAACUUUCCUGCUGUCCAGUCUUGCCCUGCUCUUUGUCGGAGGGGAUAUUUUCACCAGGGCCAUGCUGAGUGACAUUGGGGACUAUGUAGGUACAGACAUUGAAAUAUCCUGGUUACCUAAUCUGGAUGAUUUAAUGAAGGGCUAUGCCAGAAAUUUUCGCCCUGGGAUAGGAGGUCCACCAGUGAACGUGGCCAUGGCUAUCGAGGUGGCCAGCAUUGACCACAUCUCAGAAGCCAACAUGGAAUACACCAUGACCGUGUUCCUGCGGCAGAGCUGGCACGAUGACCGCCUGUCCUACAAUCACACCAACAAGACGCUGGGGUUGGACAGUCGCUUCGUGGACAAGCUGUGGCUCCCCGACACUUUCAUCGUCAACGCCAAAUCUGCUUGGUUCCACGACGUGACCGUGGAGAACAAGCUGAUCCGCCUGCAGCCCAACGGGGUCAUUCUGUACAGCAGCCGAAUCACUUCAACAGUGGCGUGUGACAUGGACCUGACCAAGUAUCCCAUGGAUGAACAGGAGUGCAUGCUGGACCUAGAAAGCUACGGUUACUCCUCAGAGGACAUCGUGUAUCACUGGUCGGAGAGUCAGAGACACAUCCACGGCCUGGACAAACUGGAGCUCUCCCAGUUCACCAUCACGGACUAUCGAUUCGUCACUGAGAUGAUGAACUUCAAAUCUGCGGGACGAUUCCCUCGGCUCAGUCUUCGCUUCCAGCUGAGACGCAACCGAGGCGUCUACAUCAUCCAGUCAUACAUGCCUUCGAUAUUACUGGUUGCCAUGUCUUGGGUGUCCUUUUGGAUCAGCCAAUCAGCAGUCCCUGCUCGUGUAUCCUUAGGCAUCACAACUGUUCUGACCAUGACCACGCUGAUGGUGAGCGCCCGCUCCUCCCUGCCCCGAGCGUCGGCCAUCAAGGCGUUAGACGUCUACUUCUGGAUCUGCUACGUCUUCGUAUUUGCGGCGCUCAUCGAGUACGCCUUCGCUCACUACAACGCUGACUACCGACUCAAAGAGAAGGCCAAGGUGAAGGCCAACAAGCUCAGCUCCGAGUCCAUCGUAAAGAACGGCAAACAGGCCAUGGUUCUGUUCUCCCUGUCGGUCACUGGCAUGAACCAGGGCGUGAUGAUUUCCAGCCGUCACGGCCGGACCCAGCGCUCCAGCAGUGAGAUCCCCGGGGAGGGGGGCAGCGAGGAGGCCGAGCCGAGGAGGAGAAGGUCCAAGCAGCCGGAGGAGAGCGAGGAGGAGAAGAAGAAGUGCUGUUCCAAGUGCGUCUGCAAGCCCAUCGACGCCGACACCAUCGACAUCUACGCCAGGGCCGUGUUCCCUUUCACGUUCGCCGUGGUGAACGUGAUCUACUGGGUGGCGUACACCAUGUGAGGAGAAGGCAGCGGGUCUGUGCCAAUGGCCGCCGUCCAGGGUUGUACAUAAGAAACUGCUGGAGCUGUGCCACUUCAGUGCUGGCAGACUGGUGCAGCUGAAAUAUAAACUACUGCAGGCCUCAGUGGAAAGAAAAAACAACUUCAGAAGACAUGAAGUGUUACGACCUGUGAACAUGGAAAUAUGGUAAUUAAUUGGAAGUAGUCAUGAGUUUAAAAAGUGUUAACAGGACUUCACAUCUUUAAGUGCGAAUACAAAUAUGUGUUUUCAUGAAGGCGAAAGGACUGUGUUGCCUGUUGGAGACUCACAUGCUCAGUGAAAACACUUCGACCAACCAUCCACAUUCUUCCGUGUCAUCCUGCUCCAUGAACUGACUCAACUCAACACGGGACACGACAACAAACCGACCAACCGACCGACCAACCAACCAUCCUGCUUGACGACCACCGGCUCACAUCUUUCAAACACAAAUAAAAGCAUAGUUAGCCGAACUGACUCCAAGCCACGAUCCGGAGUGAACCGCCCGUUAUCUCCACGAGAAAACGCGCCGCCCGAACAAGAGGAUAACAAGAUGAGGUGUACUACUAUUCUGCAUGGCUGAUAACUCACGCACCCUCGUCCCCAGUCAUCGCCACCCCUCCCUCUCCUGCUCUUUCUCCUUUGGUCCUCCACCCUUUUUUUUUUUUUUUUUCCAAGUCAUUUUUUUGUUUUGUUUAGGAGUGUCUUAUCUCCUUCUGCCAGUUCUGCCUGUUUCCUCACCAUUA